Manihot esculenta (cassava) is the source of this 978-nucleotide messenger RNA. RefSeq lists its product as uncharacterized. The record is from RefSeq and is a predicted model, not a curated record. Bases 74 to 577 code for a protein of 167 amino acids. Lineage: Eukaryota; Viridiplantae; Streptophyta; Magnoliopsida; Malpighiales; Euphorbiaceae. The transcript has 2 exons.
UUCAAAAACCCAAAAUACCCUCCAAAAUUAGCAGCUCUCGACACCCAUCUUCUCUACAUCUACAGAUCCAAACAUGGCCAAUCCACCCAAAGAAACCCUAGAUACAUCUUUUGCUACUUCUCGGGGCCCCGAAGAACCCGAAUCCGUGUCCGAUGAGGAAAAAGAAGUGGAACUGGAAGAGUUGGAGAAGCUAGAGUCAGAAGCGAAAGAAAUGGCGAAGAGGAUUCUCGAAUACAGAACCACUCUUCCGGAUCAGCUCAAGGCUAACUUAGCGUCAAUUCUUUCUGCCCAGAGGCUCGUUCUUCCGGUCAUGGAUGCUGGGUCGGAUUUUGGACCUUUCGACCAGUGUACUCCAGGUUUAGGAGAACAUGUUAAAGCCAAUGAUUCAGCAUUACUAACAGAAGGGGACCAAAAGAUUGCCGAGAAAGUUCGUUUAUUGAAAGAUAAAAUUUCCAGCAAUAUCUCAGCCAUGCCUAUUGUACUAAAGAGGAUGAAAGAAUGUAUGUCUAAGAUUGAGAACCUAGAUUCUUAUGAUGGAAUUAUACACCCCGUUUUCAAAAAGCAAAAUACCAGCUGACCAAGUUCGGUUCAUGUGUUCCUAUGAUCGACUGAUGUAGAUUUUUGUACAAUGGAUCCAAACAUCCACCAGCUUUCGUAAGGAACCGAUCUACUGACCAAAUAAUGUGUCAACAGUACCUGGGUACGGGAAUUCCAUUGUGAUGUAAAGUAAAAAAGCAUCAUGUUUGAUGUGUGUAAUGUGUCAUUGAUGAUAUUCUGAAGCAACUCUUGGGCCAAUUUAAUUAUUGAUAAUGAUGUGGGAGGAAUAGAUGAUGUUGCAGAGUAUGUACUCAUUUUCUCGCUCUCUUUCUGGCUUGUGGCAAACAAUGUUCUGAAGUAUUAGAAUGGUUGAAACAAAGCUUGAGCAGAAUGCAAUUAUUUUGAUGAAAGGUUAUGCAUUCGAAUGAAAUGUUGCUUGCA